AUGCCCACCAAGAUAAGGAUAGCAAUCUGCCAAUUCGACUCCCAUCAACCAAGCACAACAGCAACAACAACAACAAAUCAAACAUCCGAUAACCUCCAAUUCGCCGAACAUGAGAUCAAGAACUUAAGCAAGGCUAAGGGAUUCAUCGCUCGGGCGGCUCAGAACACCGCCGAUUUGAUCAUCUUCCCUGAGUAUUUUAUCACCGGUCUAAUCGAGAACCAUUUACAUCUAGCCUCGAAAGAAUCGAAAUGGAUCAAGGAGUUUCAGCGGCUAGCGAUCGAGCAUCAGAUCGACAUCAUCCCAGGAACGAUUGUCGAAGAAGAGGAAGAAGGAGCAGCCGAGAAGAAAGAGGGGGCGGAUCCUACGAAGAGCCCGGACGAUCGGCGUGUAAACUUGUUCAACUCGGCUUAUUACAUCGAUAAAUCAGGCCAGAUCCUCGGCAAAUAUCGCAAGAAAAACUUGUGGUGGGUGAAUCCAAUCCUAACAUACGUCUCUCGUCUCUGGGACCCACGGCCGGUGUUGGGUCUUGAUUUGGCCAUACCUCAUAGAGAGAAGUAUCUCACACCGUGUCCUAACCCGCACCAGGUAUUCGAAGCACUCAACGGAUUGAAGAUCGGGAUCCUAGUCUGUUGGGAUUUAGCGUGGCCGGAAGCGUUUAGAGAUGAGGUCGACCUGAUCAUCAUUCCGAGCUAUUGGACCCUCGACCAACCGGAGUCCAAGAUGAUCAAACACGACCCGAGCGGGAUCCACGAAUCGAAUCUGAUCGACGGUUGUGGAGGAAAGAAAGAAGACGGCUUCCUAGGUCGAUCGUCAAUCAGUUUGCCCUUGAAAGGUCACGUGGUCAAAUUUGACGAGCCCGAUGAAAAGCUUCAGGUAGUCGAUGUCGACCUCUCCGUCCUCAAAGAUGCACGGGAAGUAUACAAGGUACGGGAAGAAUACUAUUCAAAAUAA
Puccinia graminis f. sp. tritici CRL 75-36-700-3 is the source of this 951-nucleotide messenger RNA. RefSeq lists its product as uncharacterized. Bases 1 to 951 code for a protein of 316 amino acids. NCBI's taxonomy places the organism in Eukaryota, Fungi, Basidiomycota, Pucciniomycetes, Pucciniales, Pucciniaceae. The record is from RefSeq and is a predicted model, not a curated record. Gene Ontology annotation, molecular function: hydrolase activity, acting on carbon-nitrogen (but not peptide) bonds, in linear amides. The transcript is spliced from 9 exons.